Molecule: messenger RNA, 1120 nt
Organism: Toxorhynchites rutilus septentrionalis
Lineage: Eukaryota; Metazoa; Arthropoda; Insecta; Diptera; Culicidae
Product: 37 kDa salivary gland allergen Aed a 2-like
Exons: 5
Coding region: 100-1110 (336 amino acids)
Biological process (GO): sensory perception of smell
Molecular function (GO): odorant binding
Source: RefSeq, a predicted model, not a curated record
AUCGUCGCCUCGAGAUGUCAUGCAGAGUACUUAGUUGGCGCACUAAUUAUCGUUAACGAUUGAUUGCACAGUAAUUGAGCGGUGUGGCAGAUUACAAUCAUGGUGUUUUGUGCAGUCGGAGCGUUAUUGCUGCUCCUGGUGCAUUUACAGCCGACAAGGGGAAACACUAAUGGUGCAUUCGAUCCGGAGGAAACGCUUUUCGCAUUCACCAGAUGCAUUGAAGAUUAUGCCUCGAAAGGUUCAACUCCGGAGCCGGGUGGUCGGGUGGAACGGAUUGAACGGUGGAUGAGUUGGGAGCUGCACCCAGCAGCCGGGGAUCAGCAGACCAGGUGCUUUGUGCACUGCUUGUUGAGCCGACUGGAACUGUUGGUGCCGUUGGAGGGAAAUUUCAGAGCUAAACGACUGCUUUCACAGUAUGAACGGUAUGGUAGUUACGUAAACUGCUCUCGGAUUGAAGUUGAAAUGAUUGCUAAAGGUCUGGAAAAUCGGUAUGAACUGCGGGAUUGUGACUCAGUGUACGAAGCAUUUACGGAAAGUAUUCUGCCGAACAUAACGAUUUUCAAACAAAUCUUUUUGCUUGAUCCCGACGUCAGUGCGAAAGUUUAUUUGGAUUCGGGCGCCCUGGUUAGACAGCAAAAGCAGUCAUAUUUUCAGUUCUGUGAACAGGCGAUUUAUAGUAACAAAACGGACGUUUGGUGUGCUGCUCGAAAUUAUACAAUUCCUGCUGAUGAAGAUUUUCCCAGGCAUAUCAAUUGUAUAUUCAGGGGGUUACGUUACCUAAAUAGAGAGGGAGCAAUCGUUAUCGAUGAAGUUAUCCGUGAUUUUCAUGUGGCCGGAAUGACGGAUCUGGAUUCCGAGAUUACGACAUAUUUGAACAAUUGUCUGAGUGGGCCGAGCGAUGGAGUCAUAUCAUAUUACAAAUGUUUACUAGAAAGUCCUUUUGUUGAGCAGUUCAAAGAAGCUUUGGAUUAUCGAGAAAUUAGAUCCAGUGAUUAUUAUUAUAUGUUGCGGCACGAGUCACCAUCUUACAAUAGGACUGAAAUUCAGGAAGCGGUAAAUGUAAUCUACGAAACUCAUUGUGGGAAAUAUAUAUCUUCUGCAUACAGAUAACCGUAGGAAU